UUGAGAGUGACCAAAAACCUAAACUUAUAAUCUCUUCUCCCUUAAUUUUCCUUUUCUUUAUGCAAAUGGAUAAUUCUUCUACAUGUAAGGGUUUUUCUUAUAGUGCAAACUCAGGUGAAUCUCCAGAAGAAAGUAGUUGGACAUUUUAUUUUCAAGAUUUCAAGUCCAACAACAAUAAUUGUAGUGAACAAACUUCUUUUUGUUCUGAUGCUGCUUCUUUAGCACCCUAUGAACUCAUCACCAAUAGAAAUAAUAUUGGUACUUUAGACAUUAAUGAUAAUGAAAAUAAUAAUAAGAAAUUUGUUGGUUCCAAGAAGAGAAAGAUGAAAGGAGCAGCAAAAGUUGAUGAUGAUCUUGAAGAUACAGCAAGUUCACCUGUCAAUAGUCCCAAGGUUUCUUAUAUGGAUCAGUUUUGCAAUAGUCAGAAAGGGAAGAGCACUGCAAGUAUUAUAGAGGGAAGGGGAAAUAAUUCUGGCCAGCAAAUGAUGACUAGUGGAUUGAAUAUUUCUACAAAGGACAAUAAUGACCGUACAGAACUGCAGAAAAAAGGAUUAUGCUUAGUACCUAUAUCUAUGUUCAGAAAGUGAUGCAUGGAAAUAUAAAUUUGGUACUGCUACAUAAAAGUGUAUAUAUAAUUUCCCUAUUGAUUUUAUGCACAUGGACAUAAACUCUUAUUUGGUUUUUUACCCGGUGUUCGGUAUCUACAUUGAGGAGUAAAACGCUCCUAACAAAGCCGACUUCAUAUCC
Lycium barbarum (goji berry) is the source of this 747-nucleotide messenger RNA. RefSeq names its product vascular-related unknown protein 4-like. NCBI's taxonomy places the organism in Eukaryota, Viridiplantae, Streptophyta, Magnoliopsida, Solanales, Solanaceae. The record is from RefSeq and is a predicted model, not a curated record. The transcript is spliced from 3 exons. The coding region runs from base 60 to 587 and encodes 175 amino acids. Gene Ontology annotation, biological process: xylem development.